GGUCUUAAAAAAAAAAAGAGAGCAAAAGAUAACAGUCCAAAAACCCACCGCGACAUGCAGCCACAGGCAACACUCAUUCAAGCAAGAGCUCGUCUGCUGUGAUUCCUAGGCGACCCGUGAAGGAUUACUUUACAUUUUUGAACUGUUUGAACUCUCCUUUUGGCUCUCUGCUUCCACUUUUUGUGUUGAGGAUGUCGGUAGCAGGCUUGAAGAAGCAGUUUCAUAAAGCCAGUCAGUUAUUGAGUGAGAAGAUAAGUGGUGCUGAAGGAACGAAGCUAGAUGAGGACUUUAUGGAGAUGGAGCGGAAAAUUGAUGUCACCAACAAGUCUGUUUUUGAGCUUCUAACCAAAACCACAGAAUACCUCCAGCCAAACCCCGCAUCGCGAGCCAAGCUGGGGAUGCUGAAUACCAUGUCUAAGAUCAGAGGGCAAGUGAAGACAACAGGCUACCCACAGACAGAGGGGCUUCUGGGGGACUGCAUGCUGAAAUACGGCCGGGAGCUCGGGGACGACUCCGCAUUUGGUUACGCUCUGGUGGACGUUGGAGAAGCUAUGAAACAGAUGGCCGAAGUUAAGGACUCCCUUGAUAUCAGCGUGAAGCAGAACUUUAUUGAUCCACUGCAGACCCUGCAGGACAAGGACCUGAAAGAGAUUGGGCAUCAUCUGAAGAAGCUGGAGGGACGGCGGUUAGAUUUCGACUACAAGAAGAAGCGCCAGGGGAAGAUUCCCGAGGAGGAGAUCAAACAGGCUGUGGAGAAGUUUGAGGAGUCCAAAGAGCUCGCAGAGAGGAGCAUGUUCAACUUCUUAGAAAAUGAUGUGGAGCAGGUGAGCCAGUUAGCGGCUCUGAUCGAGGCCGCGCUUGAGUAUCACCGUCAGUCCUCGGAAAUCCUGGAGGAUCUCAACAGCAAACUGCAGAACAGGAUAGCCUCAGCCAGUAGCCGGCCUAAGAAAGAGUUCAAGCCAAAGUCCAUCAUGUCCAGCCUGGAGGCCCUCGAUGUCACUCAACAGAACGGCCUCUCCUACAGUUCCUCUCUGAAGUCCUCAGAUAUCCAAGUCAACCACAGUGUAAAUGGAAAAACUGAUCACGUUAGCUACACCCCCCCCAUGACUCACACGUGGUCUGAAAGCCCCCAAGACAGUCAGACGGAGCUGCACAUGGACCAGCCGUGCUGCCGCUCACUCUACGACUUCGAGCCAGAGAACGAGGGAGAGCUCGGCUUCAAAGAGGGCGACAUCAUCAUCCUCACCAACCAGAUCGACGAGAACUGGUAUGAGGGGAUGAUCAACGGAGAGUCAGGCUUCUUCCCCAUCAACUACGUGGAGGUCCUAGUGCCCCUCCCCCAAUGAGGCCAAUGACUCUACCCAGAAACAUUUCCCCGCCGCAUUCUUCUCCAUGGAAGUGCUGCGUUUUACCACAGACAGUUUGUUUUCCAGUAUUUAUUUCUUUCUCUCGUUUCGGUUUCCACGGUUGGUGGUAUGCAGUAACCUGUGUUGGCUUCUGAUUUUAGCCCCUGGCUUUUGCUCUUUGGUUGUUCCUGAAAACGUGUUGCAUCCAGUAGGGUGGCUGCAUUCGUCUCUUAGGGGUUUUUUCUGCUCUGAUGUGGUUUAUCAGUUUAUCUGCCUGCGGUGGUCUUAUGUGUUGCUGAAACACAUUUUUUAUGGACUGUGAGUAUCUCUACUGCUACUCAUAUGAAUGUUUAUCUCCUCUAGUACUUAACCUCUCUCUCUUUCUCUCUCGCUCACUCUCGAUUUCUCUCUCUUUGUCUCUAUCUGUUGCCCUGUUGGAGCUGGGUGAGUUUUACUUGCAGAAGUAAGUGAUUAACAACAACAUUGGCGAUGGGUAGAGCUUUAAUCGGGCCUGAUAUUUUGGUCUCAACCUAAAGGUAGCCCGAGAACAUUCAACCGAAAGCACUGUUUUGAAUUUAAACUCGACAUAAUUCUGUCUAAUCCUGACCUGAACUCAACCACCAUCCAAAGCUGAUCUAUAUUCCACUUUAAUUAAUACUAAAUGUCCAGUGGAGCUGUGCAUUACUGUUUUUUACUUUUUAAUGAGUAUUGGGCUGUGGAGCAGUGGAACUGUGUUCUCUGGAGUGAUAGAGUUCCAUUCAAAACCUUUUGGAUGAUUUGGAGUGAUCCAGAACUGACCAUCCAACAUUACAGUACCUGGCCUCACUAACGCUCAGUCAAAUCCUCACAGCAAUGUUCCAACAUCUAGUGUAAAGUCUGCCCAGCAGAGUAGAGGCUGUUACUGCAGUAAAGGGGUCAAACUCCUUUUAACUACUCUUGAUUUUGGAAGAAACACUGGAUAAGCAGGCGUCCACAAACUUUUGGCCAUAUAGUGUAUAUAUGCUCCCGGAAAACAUCCCAGAAGUCACAUACACUAGUGUUCAAAAGUUUAGAAUAUGUGCUUGAACUUUUGUUGCAGAUAAAUAUACAAAAACAUUCUGAUAUGCUCACUUUGUGCAACUUCAUAUUUCAAAUCAUUAAGAAGCUGAAGGGGAACGUUUGUAUUGUCCAGAAAGAACAUUAAACAGUAAAAUUUCAAUGAAUGAAUUAUCCAGAAUGUCCUGUGUUUCUAGUGGUGGUUAAAUCUCAAGACCAAUAGCUUGACCUAAACAAAUAAAUACUUAGUGUAUAUUAUUUAUCAUUGAAUAAUUUUAUGUUGUUCCUAACUUGAAAUUCUAAAUGCUGAAUAAAACAUUUCAUUCAAUAUUUCAAGUUGGACACAAAAGGAAAUUAUUCAUUUACUAAUUUAUAAUGUUUACAUUUACACUGUACAGGUAACUGUACUGUACAUAACAUAUAUGGGUCCGAACCCAAACAAAACCUAUUUCAGGCUCUAUUUCACACUAACAGAAUGAAAACAAAAUGAAAUUAUUAUUAUUAUUUUUUUAGAAUUUUUGCAUUAUUCAAUAUAUCAGAUGCAAACAGUCAUUCAGAGUGGUUUGGUUUAAAAUGGUUCAGAUUUCUUUACAGUGGUGGUGAUAGGAACCAGGGGUCACCAUGACUACAACACAAAUAUAGACAUUUUAAUUUACUACUAUUUAUGGGGACUAUUUUGCCUCACAAUGCCCUGCAUGUAUCCUUCCACCAUGAAAAAUACAUUUUAAACAAAAACUUGCUUAAAACAAUGUUACAGGCAUCAAGCGAUAGACUUGUAAACAUUUCGUGCAAUAACUUUCUGUGAGGGGGCUUUUGGAGGUCAGACGUCUGGUUCCUACCACCACCACUGUGAUUAGUUCUGAGUCUAGAACAGAGGAUUCAGGCCUCUCUGAAUGACUUUGUUUACAUCUUAACCACAUAAUUAUGCAGAGCUUUUGGGAAAUCGGUGGAAUUCCAAUUUAAAGAUGCAGCUCCAAUAGUGCUACACUCUCUCUCUCUCUCUCUCUCUCUCUCUCUCUCUCUCUCUCUCUCUCUCUCUCUAAAUGUCUCUGUUUACAUGUGACUUAUUGUGAUUAUAGGAAAUCAUAGUAGCAGUCACAGUGUUGUAUUGGAUCGGGUGGAGACCGAAAUACUCUCACUCCCUCAAGUGCUUUUUUUUUUAUUAUUGUUAGUAUUAUUUUUAUUUUGAGACAGUGGUUGUAUUGCACUAAAGCUUUAGAAUCCACACCCAUUCACACAGCACAUGGACGUUUUCUGUUUUUUGUCUAUGGAACAUUGCACUUUCUACUGUAACUCUCAGCCAUAUAUUUAGUACAAAUUUAUCAUGGGUCUUAUCUGUAAGGCUUUGUUCAGACUGCAGGCGAAUCAGAUUCGUUUCCACUCAAAUCAGAUCUUUUGAGGUGACUGUCCACACUAUUAUUUGCGAGUGAUAAGAUCGGAUUUGUGUGUCCAGACAUCACCUGCCGAUCUGCAUGGGUUGCCGUGGUAACGAUGUAGGCGUCAGUUACUACAUAGCUACACUGGUGACGUGGAUUUCAAAUGCGGAUGCUGGAGAGAUGGAGGUGCAUCAUCUCGCACUCUAAACUCUUCAGAAUUCUCUGGAAUAAGCAUGAAUCUUUGGCGCUCUUCUUGAGUCUCAGCACUUCCAUCACUCUUGAUUUGACAUUGUCAAAAGACACUUUAAAAUCCGAUUUGAUCGUCCAGAGCGUCCAGACUCAGCAUUUCAAACCAACUUCCAAAUGUGGUUUGGGUCGAUUUGCAAAAAUGGGAUUUAAUGUGGUUUUUAGCUGUCCAGACUAUCAAACGUCACUCUGGAUACAAUCUGGAUAUGCCAAAAAUGGGAUUUCAUGUGCUUUUUAGCUGUCCAGACUAUCAAAAAAUGGGAUUUCAUGUGGUUUUUAGCUGUCUAGACUAUGAAACAUCGACCUGGGUAUGCCAAAAAUUGCAUUUCAUGUGGUUUUUAGCCAUCCAGAUUAUCGAAUGUCAAUCUGGAUACAAUCUGGAUAUGUCAGAAAUAGGAUUUUACGUGGUUUUAGCUGUCCAGACUAUCGAAUGUCAGUCUGGAUACAAUCUGUAUAUGCUAGAAAUUGGAUUUCAUGUGCUUUUUAGUCAUCCAGACUAUCAAACAUCAAUCUGGAUACAAUCUGGAUAUGCCAAAAAAUUGGAUUUCAUGUGCUUUUUAGCUGUCCAGACUAUCGAACAUCAAUCUGGAUACAAUCUGGAUAUGCCAAAAAAUUGGAUUUCAUGUGCUUUUUAGCUGUCCAGACUAUCGAACAUCAAUCUGGAUACAAUCUGGAUAUGCCAAAAAAAAUCAGAUUUGGGCUGGCAGUCUGAACACGGCCUUAGAAUCAACUUUAUGUGUACAGAGAGAGAGACUUUUAUCGCUAUGACUCAUAUUUUGGACUGUAUGUGAUGAAAAACUACUUGCUUGUAAUUAACGUUUGCCCAGUAUCGUACUCUGAAUGAAGUUACAAAAUCUGAAUGAAAUAUUCUUCGUUGUAUGUUCUCGGUAGACGAGUCCUGUGCAUAUCAGACUUCUUUUAUAAACUGACAGAACGUGUAUUGUCUAAUCGGAGUGUCCUAAUAUUACCAAAACAAAGGUAUAUCAUAUGCCACUAUGCCAUACUCUGUACCCUGUCUUUGUUUUGUUGAGCUGCUUGCUUCCUCUGUGUGUUUUAUUUCGUCUGCUAUGCAGAGACACUGCAGUUUCGCAUGACUUUGAUCUUUUUAAAGUCAUUCCCUUUUAUCUACUUUGCUGUUUUUCUGUCGUCGUUGCUCCUGCUGGUCGAAUGAGUGAUUAUUAGAAGUGAUAAAGGAGAGAAGAGCCUUAUUUACAGUAUUAAUCAGUUCAGACAUCAAAUAGAUCUGAUCCAGAAUGAACCCUUUGUGCUCAGGAUACGUCUGCUUUCCAGGAAACCCUCUAUUAACUAGUGGAAUAUUAAAGGACUCCAACGUUUUUCAGCUUAACCUCUAUGUGCUGCAUCUGUAGUGCACGGUUGAUUACCAUGAACAGUUAUUCAUGUGUCAUGUAUUCAUGUGUGCAUGUCUUCAAUUCAAAACUCAUGUAUAAUCGAAGUCAGUAGGCAGUUGCUGAAUUGUAUUUCUGUGUUUGUUAAUUAAGCAGUAAAUCUGUACAAGUGGUUCAGAGAUGGGACUAGUUUUCCAGAGGGAAGAAUUUGUGGUCAUUCCUGAUCAUUAUAGAACCCAGAAAACUUUAUAGAAAGUACACUAAAAAAAGAUGGUUCUUUAAAGGUUCUUUGUUGAAGGCAGUGGUUCAAUAUAGAACUAUAGAAACUAUUCUCAAAGAACUAUUGGCAUGUUUAAAUGUUUCUUAGCAUGCUGAAAUGGUUCUUGAGAUUGGUGAAGAAUGUGUUGUGUAUGGUUCUGUAUAGCACCAAAAAGGGUUCUGCUACUGUUACGAUGUCUAGCUUGUAACAAUAGGCCAAACCUUUUUAGUUUUAAAAAGGUUCUAUAUAGAAUCAUAUACAGCUCAUUCUUCAUUUAUUUGAAGAACUAUGAGUGUUCCUGGCUCUACAUACAGCCAUUGUCUUUACUAAAACGUGUUGAAGAACCAUCUUUUUUCUGAGUGCAACUAGGAACCACUUUUCUGCCACACUGUUGAAACAAAACCUUGUAUCUCCAUUUUUGUCGUUUUUCAGUUUUUGACAUUUAAAAAUGCCUGUUGCUCUUUACAUUGUGUGAACAUUUCAUGAUGAUUGAACCAAAAGACAUGGCCCGGAAUUACUUGGGGAAAAAAGUCUGGUUCCAUUGAUCUACAUUAAAAGUAGAGUAAGUUUUUUCCUUCUCCUGUAAAAGUUAUAAUUUUGGAAAUAUGAGCUUUUGUUCUGACAACAGCGUCCAUGGUGACAGAGACAGUUGGUCAUCUAAGACGAUGAAUUCAGUUUUUUUUUUUUUUAGUAAUUCUUUUACACUUUGGCUUUUGUUGUGAUUUUUUUUUUUGCAUUUUAUAAACUGAGUGUACAGAUGGCGUCGGCCUGUCUUUUGCGUAUCGAGUUGAGUUUUCAGACCUGAAGUUCUUGAGUGAACACAGAUUUAAAAUCUUGUGUCAAAGGUUCCUCAGAGAUGAAGUACUUACAGGCAGCUGAUUUGUUCACUGUUGAUCUGCUGCUCAAACUGCUUGAGCACAUCUGUGCUGACCAUUUUUAUGAUAAUGAAAUUUGAUAUGUUGCGGUCACUGUAUUGUGGCCAAUCAAAAUCUGCCAGGCUCUGUCUUUUUUCCUCAACCUUCCAAUCACUGCUUAGCAACAUUAUUAUCCACAGUUGCUUCAGUACAUAAUCAGCACCUGUCUUGUUUGUAACUGGCAUUAGGACACCAAGGUCCUCGUAGGUUUCGUAAGGGUUUCAAGAGAUUCAGUGCAGACAAAAGUGGCGUAACUACCCACUGAGUGGGGACUGGUUCUCAGCUGACCGCAGAACAGCUGUGGUUUGGCCCUAGACUUGACUGCCCGUUGGUAUAACACUCAUAUUCAGCAGUUCGUUUAUUUACUAUUAGAAGUAUGUUACAUUUCUGCAAAAUUUUGAUCCUAGAUAUGGCCCUAUAUACAUUUACUUGCAAAAUUCAGCUACUGCCCACUGGCUUCUAUUAUGACUGAGUUGUAUUAAGUGUAUUUUUUCAUGUCCAGGGAAACAUGCUGAAAUUAUUGUCUCUGCUAAAUGACCACAUGAUACAGAUGCAGCAGGUAGAGAUUAGGUUGAAAAAUGUUUUAUACACACUUAAAGACGGUUCUUCAAGGGUUCUUUAGUAAAGAAAAUGGUUCUAUAUAGGACCAUGAACACUUAAAGAACCCUUUGCAUAA
This is a messenger RNA of Colossoma macropomum (tambaqui), 7198 nucleotides long. It is a transcript of the gene sh3gl3a, whose product is annotated as SH3-domain GRB2-like 3a. Gene Ontology annotation, molecular function: protein binding. Gene Ontology annotation, cellular component: presynapse; glutamatergic synapse; cytoplasm. Lineage: Eukaryota; Metazoa; Chordata; Actinopteri; Characiformes; Serrasalmidae. The coding region runs from base 192 to 1346 and encodes 384 amino acids. The transcript has 11 exons. Gene Ontology annotation, biological process: synaptic vesicle uncoating; endocytosis. The record is from RefSeq and is a predicted model, not a curated record.